GGAAAUAAUUAAAAGCAAACAGCAGGUUGAGUUAACACAUGUAAACAAUGGAUUUGUGUCUUAACUACAGUCUCCAAGAAACUGAAGUUUACUGAAAGUGUGUGGAAAACACUAUUAGUUACCCAGUCUGCCUGACAGGCAUAAGUAGCAGGUUUAUGGAAAAUGACGAGCUGCUAUCAGAUUGCUGGUGGAAUCCUCAUUGCAUUUGGCCUUUUAAGUAUUUUUUCAGGGGUCAUAGCAUUUUUUCCAGUUUUUAGUUACAAGCCUUUAUUUAUUGGCUGGAGUGUACGGAUUGCUUGUCCUAUCUGGAAUGGAGUGCUGGCUUUUUCUGUUGGCAUCCUUGCUGUUUUAUCAUAUCAGGAAUGGACACAAAGAUCACUGUGGGAAUCAACAUUCACCUUGGGUCUGUUAAGUAUCAUUGGAGCACCAGUUCAGUUUGCAGUGGCCAUUGCAUCGAUCCUCAUCGGCCCUUAUUGUUACUACACUUUUGCUGGGAUGUCCGCAACCAACUAUAUUGGCUACGCUAUUAAGUUUCCUUUCCCGUAUGCCACGUUCCAGAAUGUAUGCCAAGACCCACUUUACUACGAAUGGUACCACUUGGCUCUACAAAUUUCCGACCUGCUGUCAAGCAUUUUAAUCCUAUGCUCUUCAUUGGCAUUGGUAAUCAGGCUCUCCGCCAGGAUACUGCGCACAGGAACAUUUAAUGGAAGAAAAAAUAUUUUGUGAGAAGAAGAUUAUAUUGCAAGCAACUACUCAACUGUAAGCCUGCAACGGAUUGAUGUCCAUGGAAUUCAGUGGACCAUCAGCAAUGUAUUUUGCAUAAAUUUACAUUUCAAACCAUCAUAUCAUUGCUGCUGCACUUUUUCUUGAUCCAGUUUCCGAAUGUUCUAGCUUUUGAUCUGUUUAUAUUCUAACCAUAUUUUAUGUAUAUACUGUAUGAACUGUAUGUAUUGCACACAGGAAGCAAAUCUUGGCACUGGUUGGCCUAUGACACAGAGUCACAUCCAGAUUCCAGAGAGGGUUUAUCUAGGAGAACAAGCUACAUAGGCAGCGUUACCAAAAAUAUUUUACAAGUGUUCAUGUCUAUACGUGUUCUGUCUGUACAUCCUAUUUUGUGCAUAGGUCUAAAUAUACACAAGAAAGGAUAAAUAUAGCAUUGAUAAGCAACCAGUAAUUUUUUGCAUUUCAUUCUCAAACCCAAAUUGGGAAAGUAAAGAUAGUUGGUUAUCACUGGCACGAUCUCUUACUUUCUGACGCAUCGGUUUUCAUAAAUCAGCUGCAGAGAAUAUAACUGCCUCUUGUUACAAUUAGUUUACUUGCUGUAAACUGCUGUAUAUAGUAAACGAAUGAAAUAGCUUG
Molecule: messenger RNA, 1359 nt
Organism: Rana temporaria (common frog)
Lineage: Eukaryota; Metazoa; Chordata; Amphibia; Anura; Ranidae
Gene: TMEM212
Product: transmembrane protein 212
Exons: 4
Coding region: 163-726 (187 amino acids)
Source: RefSeq, a predicted model, not a curated record